AUGCGUCCAUCUCUCCUAUUCUUGUCCGUUUUGUUCGGCAACUUCCUUGCAACCGAGGCCGCAAACCCCGUCUUUGGUGCCUUUGCCACGGCCGCAUGCGAAGCAUGUCUCGAUGACGCCUUUACCAGCUGCCCUGGUGACUACAAAACGCUUGAAUACGCCGAAUGUAUGUGCGCCGGAUUAGGUGGUGAAGGCGCCCGCAAGGCCAUUUCCUGUAUGACGCAGCAAUGUGAUUUCCGCAUCUACGAAGAGAAGAAAGUGGCCAUUGCGCUUGCCACGUAUUGCGUCGGUGUGUUUAAGGAUACAUGUCCUGCAUACAAAAAGUAUCUCCCACAGUCAGUGUACGAGCGAGAAUGCCCAUCCAGCACUUCCGCGGCCAGCGGCACCCCGACCGGCACCAUCCCGAUUAGCAAUACCACGACCGACACUACCCAGACUGCAGCUACCACCACGACUAGCUUGCCUAGCAGUAAUGCACCAACUUCUGCCGAGUCGAAAGCCGCCGCUCCGUCGCAGUCUAAGUCCGCAUCACUCGCAACGGCUGCUGCUGUUCCUGCGUGGGGUAUCAUUGCAGGUCUUUUUGCCCAGGCUGCAAACCUGGCGUUUUAA
Messenger RNA from Akanthomyces muscarius, 609 nucleotides. RefSeq lists its product as uncharacterized. Lineage: Eukaryota; Fungi; Ascomycota; Sordariomycetes; Hypocreales; Cordycipitaceae. The coding region runs from base 1 to 609 and encodes 202 amino acids. The record is from RefSeq and is a predicted model, not a curated record. The transcript has 2 exons.